This is a messenger RNA of Prunus avium (sweet cherry), 4011 nucleotides long. Its product is annotated as Pentatricopeptide repeat (PPR) superfamily protein. Gene Ontology annotation, molecular function: protein binding. Lineage: Eukaryota; Viridiplantae; Streptophyta; Magnoliopsida; Rosales; Rosaceae. The record is from RefSeq and is a predicted model, not a curated record.
AAACCCUACACAUCACCCCCAAGCGGAGAGGAUCUAUCUAGAGAACGCCAUCUCCCUCAAUUUAACCAAAAAAGGGAGCAAAAUUUCAUACCCAAAACCCAACUGGCAGAACCUGGACCCGGUUAACGGAACCGCCGCACAAACCAGCAUCCACAAAUGACCCUUCCUUGGAAUUCGUAUCUUUAGAGGCCAUAGCCAAUUCAAUCCCAGCAAACAACAAACGCACCCCAAUAAUCCCAAUUGGGAACUGAUUCAAAUACUCUCAAAAUUAUUCUCAAACACCAAAGCAAGACCCAUCUUCCUAAUCCCCGAAAAUACAGCAAGCCAAUGUGUUGAUAGAUUUUCAUUUGUAGUACGUGUUUGUGUUUGUGUUUGAUGGGGUUUCACUUGAUUUCGGAGCGAGCUUUUUCCCAACAUUGCAAAGCGUACCCAUAAGCAAAUAGCGUGAAAAAUGCAACCAUUGAAACAAUGACACAAUGAAUCUCCUACCUCCUAUGCUUCGACCCAUCUCCUACUUCACUCCCAAACCCCCAUGGCGUCGCUGUUUCAACACCUGUUCAGAGGCGACUGUUACUGCCAAUGAGGUCCUCACCAUCCUUGAAACAGUCAACCAUAUGGAGAGUGCCUUGGAACCCGUAGUCCCCAAACUCUCCAGUGAGAUAGUGAGCUAUGUGAUCCGAGAACAGACAAACCCACGAUUGGUUUUCCGGUUCUUCAUUUGGGCAACCAAAAGGAUGAGGCUUUGCAGCCGAAUGUCUCAGAGUUCGGUCAUUGACAUGCUUGUCAGGGACGAUGCCUUUGAACUCUAUUGGAGAACACUUGAACAACUGAGAGACUGCGGGCUUCCAAUUGGUUCUGCUGCCUUUGCUGUGCUGAUCAAUGGUUAUGCCAAAUUGGACAUGGCUGAAAAGGCUGUGGAGACAUUUGGCCGGAUGAAAGAUUUCGAUUGUAAGCCUAAUGCCUUUACUUACAAUGCGAUACUUUAUGUUAUGGUGCGAAAAGAACUGUUUUUGCUAGCUUUAGCUAUAUAUAACCAGAUGUUGAAGUCAAAUCAUAGUCCCAGUAGAAAUACUUAUGGCAUUUUGAUUAAUGGGUUCUGCAAAACGAGGAAAACUCAGGACGCGCUUCAAAUGUUUGAUGAAAUGACCCAGAGAGGUAUUGCUCCCAAUACCAUAACUUGUACUAUUGUUGUUUCUGGCUUGUGCCAGGCAAAGAGGACCCAUGAAGCGUAUACAUUGGUUGAAAUGAUGAAGGCAAGUGGGUGUCCUCCUGAUUUGAUUACUUACAAUGCUUUACUUGAUGGGUAUUGUAAAUCAGGCAGCAUUGGUGAAGCUUAUGCGCUCUUGAGAUCAUUUGAGAGGGAUGGUUAUGUUCUCGGACUCAGUGGAUAUACUUGCUUGAUUCAUGGUUUAUUUAUAGCUGGGAGAUUUGAUGAAGCGCAUGGGUGGUAUAGCAAAAUGAUCAAGAAGGGCAUCAAACCUGACAUUGUCCUGUGUACGAUAAUAAUUCGGGGGUUAUCAGAUGCUGGCAGGGUUAAGGAUGCUUUGAACUUCUUGAACGAGAUGAAUGAGAGAGGUUUGGUUCCGGAUGCCUACUGUUAUAAUGCUGUCAUUAAAGGGUUCUGUGAUUUGGGUCUUUUGGAUGAAGCUCGGUCUCUGCAUCUUGAUAUUUCAAAGCUAGAUUGCUUCCCUAAUGCCUGCACUUACACCAUUCUCAUAUGUGGUAUGUGCAAGAAUGGGCUGGUAGGGGAGGCACAACAAAUAUUCAAUGAGAUGGAGAAGCUUGGAUGUGUCCCUUCUGUUGUGACCUUCAAUGCUCUUAUUGAUGGACUUUGUAAGGCUUCUAAGCUUGAGGAAGCGCACUUAUUAUUUUACAAGAUGGAGAUAGGAAGAAAUCCUUCAUUAUUUCUUCGUCUUUCUCAAGGUAGUAAUCGGAUUACUGACAGUGCCAGUCUUCAAACGGAGGUAGAGCAAUUGUGUGAGUCAGGAUUGAUUCUUAGGGCCUACAAACUUCUGACGCAGCUAGCUGACAGUGGGGUCACACCUGACAUCAUCACUUACAACAUUCUAAUCAAUGGGUUUUGCAAGGCUGGUAACAUAAAUGGUGCUUUUAAGCUCUUCAAGGAUAUGCAACUGAAAGGGCUCUCACCAGAUUCGGUUACAUAUGGGACACUUAUAGAUGGACUGCAAAGGGUUGAUAGAGAAGAGGAUGCCUUUGUGGUCUUUGAUCAAAUGGUGAAGCAUGGAUGCGUGCCUAGCUCUGCAGUUUAUAAAUCACUGAUGACUUGGUCUUGCAGGAAAAAGAAGGUUUCUUUAGCUUUUAGUCUUUGGUUGAAGUAUCUAAGCAACCUUUCUCGGAGAGAAGAGGAAAAAAUCAAAGCAAUAGAAGAAGACUUUAAGGAAGGGAAAACUGAGAAGGCAAUCAGAGGUUUACUUGAAAUGGAUGUAAACUUCAAAGACUUUGAUUUAGAACCAUGCACCAUUUUGCUAAUUGGUUUGUGUCAGGUGAGAAGAGUACAUGAAGCUUUGAGAAUAUUUUCUGUUCUUGACGAGUACAAAGUCAUUGUCACUCCACCAAGUUGUGUACACUUGAUCAAUGGUCUCUGCAAAGAAGGGAACUUGGACCUGGCGAUAGGUGUCUUCAUAUAUACUCUGGAGAAGGGUUUCAUGUUAAUGCCUGAAAUAUGCAACCAGCUGCUCAAGUGUCUUCUUCGUUCCCAAGACAAAAAAGAUCACGCCCUUGAUCUCAUUAGUAGGAUGAGAUCUUUUGGAUAUGAUCUUGAUUUUUAUCUGCACCAAACUACAAAAUUUCUUCUAGAAUGCCACAUGAACUAAAGGGAAAUGGAAAACGUGCCCCUUGGAAAACGUGUCCUGAACCUGCAAUUACUACUACUUGGGAUUUGAUUCUUGCUAGCAAGAUAUGUCUGUGUUUGGGGAGGACCGCAUGUUUCACCUGUUUAACCCAAAUUGUGACAAGCCUGUGGACUUGGUGAGAAAGGUUGGCUCCUUGCUGACAUGCUUCUCUUUCAAGUCACUCUUGUCACAGCCAAGUUCUUAUUUGGGGUUCUUGCCAGGUAGGAAAGGUAAAUUAUAAGCUGCAACUUCCAAGUGGUUCAAAGUUGCAUCCAGUUUUCCAAUCUGUAAUGCCUUACAAGGCAUCUUUUCUCCUAUACAAUGUUUUGCCUACUACCAAUACUGACGGGAUCAUACAAGAGCAGCCUGUUGUUAUAUUGGAUAUAUGAAAGGUGAAGAAGAGCAAUGGAGGAAUUACUGAGGUCGGUCUUCAAUGGAAGUUAAUGCUGCUAAGGAAGAUGCCACAUGGGAGGAGUUCCUGGACUUUCCAGUCAGAUUUCAAGCUUUUAAUUCUAUAGGAGCGGUAGGAAUUUUUGCGGGGGGAUAGAUUAGCAAACAAGAGCCAUUCCAGCAAUCCUAGCUAGUUAUCAUGGAUACCCAAGUCAGCAAGAAGUUUGGCAGGAAAUCUGUUAACAGUUAGCUUUUGUAGUUAGGAGGGUGUCCGUUUUAGUAGAAGGAAGCCUAGCAUGCAAACCAAGCUAUAGGAGCUGGUAAUUUUGCACUUUCUGGCAUGCUUUGUGUGGUCAAGACUCAAUAUUGCUUUCUCUUAGUAAUAUUCUUUAUGCCAGUCUCUGUUGUGGAGUCUUGGUAAUAGGUUAUAGCAUAUCAUCUGACAUAUUACACAAAUUUCUCUUCUAUGUGAUUAAAAGGUUGAGCAGUGGGUUACUCAUUUUAUAGAGGCUGUCACGACUCGUGGAUCUUGGAUCUUCUGUUUCUAUUGUGGGUUCCAUUUUUCUCAAAGGCUCCUGAGAUAUGGUGUAAUAAUCAGUUUAGCUGAAGCAUAUGCUUAUGAUAAUUACUUGAGCAAUAUCUAUGUACGUGAUAAAUGUAACAAGGACGAACUUUCUUAUAGUGUUCUGAGCAGACAAUGUUCAAUGGAUACUUACUGGUUACUGAGGAAAUCAAUUUAAUUGCUGGCAUUGACUUGGGAGAUGCAUCA